Camponotus floridanus (Florida carpenter ant) is the source of this 3382-nucleotide messenger RNA. RefSeq names its product ras-interacting protein RIP3-like. Gene Ontology annotation, cellular component: chitin-based extracellular matrix. The record is from RefSeq and is a predicted model, not a curated record. Gene Ontology annotation, molecular function: structural constituent of chitin-based larval cuticle. The coding region runs from base 94 to 1824 and encodes 576 amino acids. NCBI's taxonomy places the organism in Eukaryota, Metazoa, Arthropoda, Insecta, Hymenoptera, Formicidae. The transcript is spliced from 2 exons.
CGCUGCACUCUCUCAGUGAAACUCACGGAGGACCAUUCCCCGACAAGUAGUAAAUAUAUACCUCCCCCUCCUCGUUUCAUCAACGCGUGCACCAUGAGGAUUAUAUUGCUGGUAAUUCCGGCGUGUUUGCUCGCUCUAACAGAAGCGCGGCGAGUGCAGAUCCGGCCUCGAGCGGAAUCUGAAACAUAUUACCAGGAACAGGACAACCAGGCGGCCGAGGACGAUUUCGAAGACGUGGCGAUCUAUCAACCGCGCACCCGCGCGCUUCCUUCGCCUCGUUCUAAGGACGGGUUGCACGCGUCGAAGCCGCCGCCGGUGCAGACCAUCAGGAACUACAACAAGGUCAACGAUGACGGGUCUUUUACCUUCGGCUACGAAGCGGCCGAUGGUUCUUUCAAGGAGGAGACUCGCGGCGUUGACUGCGUCGUGCGCGGAAAGUACGGCUACAUCGACCCGGACGGCAACAAGAGAGAGUUUAGCUACGUUUCGGGCAACCCCUGCGACCCGAACGCGCCCAAAGACGAGGAGGAAGAGGUGCCAGAGAAGGAGGAGGAGGAAAUCUCUGGACCAGCGAAUUAUCCUGUCGUCAGACCCGUGCAACGACCCAUCCCGGUGAGACCAACAUAUCAGCCAUCAUCAACCACUCGCGCUCCGACCACGAUAUUCCAAUCGGAAUAUCAGCUCGACGAUGACGCGAGCCAGGAGCUGACCGAGGAAGACCUGAAGCCGCAACUGCGACCCUCGGCCUUCAGGAGACCGAGCACUCUGGUGCAAAUUACACCUUCCACCGCCAUUUACGAGUCCUCGCCGUCUCCCAACCCGGCCUUCUAUAGACUAGCUUCCACCCCGACGGCGCAGUACCAGACCACACCGUCCCCCGUUCUCCGUGGUCAGUCCACCAUCGCCUCGAACGUCUAUCAGUCCCUCGAGGCGACCACUCGCCGGCCGGUGACCCGUCAGAGGCCCCAGUCGGUCGCGAUAACCCCGCGGCCUCACGUCGCCCAAGUGGCCGCGCAAUACGUUUCCCCCAGCAGCACCGAGCGCCCCGACAAUCUUCUCUACGCCCAGACUCACCCCACGGUAUCACCUCUGCGCACCACGACCACUAGCACACCCCACCUCGACUUUGCCGCCGAACUCGAGCGUUACGUGAACACGAUCGGCUCGCACGUUUCCGCCAACCCCACCGCGAGACCUCAGGCUGCCCCUCAAGCCUCGCCUCAAACUUCUUCGAGAGUUAAGCUGACCGGUCAGACAACGGUCACCGCUGCAACCGCAACCGCCGCCGAGCCCAUCUACCAGUCGGAACUCGUGUAUGAUCCCUCGACCGGUCAGUACAAUACCCAGCUUUAUCAGACAUUGCCUCAAACUGUAGGUGACUUUAGCCUCAGUCACAAACUCCAACCGUUCGUAGCCCAUCAGCCCCAGUCCCUAGUCGGUCUGCAGCAACUUCAACAGUACCAGCAGGCUCAGCGGCAGAGUCCGGUUUACAAGCAGGCCCAGUCAGCGCCCAGCCAGGCGGUGACGCAACCCCAGGAAGUGCUCUACAGAAAGCAGCAGGCACAGCUGUUCCAGCAGUCCCAGCAGCUCUACGCGCAGCAACAACGCCGCCAGCAGCAGCAGCAGCAGCAGCAGCACCAGCAGCAGCAGCAGCAGCAACAGCAGCAGCAGCAGCAACCACACAGACUGCAAUUAUUGGAAUCGCAGAGGGAUCCCCAGGCAUUCUAUUACGUGGCGCCUUUGAAGGCCUCCGCCAGCACCGCGUCCCUUUCAGUAGGUCAGAUCGAUCAGUUUCUCCGAGGUAGCCCUGCUAAUAAUUAUUGAUACGAUCUGAGUUACAGCGUUGAGAAUUUAUUCUCGGAUUCUCGAAUCGUCGAUACUUAUCAUUCGAUAUUAUCUCGAGUCUCUCGCGAAUUAAACCGAGGAUCUCGAGUUGAUAGAUCGUAAUGUUGGCCCAAGCGUAUAAAGGAUAUUAUCUAUAAGCAUAUGCAAAAUAUAUAUUAUACAUAGUAUAUAUAUCACGUGCGAUGGCGCUCAAGCUGAAAUAUAUGAAGUAUAUUGCCGAGUGAAUGGCACAAACGAGCGCUUUAAUGCAUGCGUUGUACGCGGGGAAUGCGUGUGCAAUAUAUUUGAUAUAAUCGGCGCCCCGCGAGAAAGGCGCGUGAAAACAGUUGCGGUGAAAAGUAAUUGCGAUGCGCAAACACGGAUCUAACGUCACCAUCGCGUCGAUUGCAGGAAACCGCGUUUCGGUGAAGCUUAUUCCAACUUUAUUACCACAAACGUAAUUCCGUAACUUUCGCAAGGAACGUGGGAUUUUCCGAAAUUGUCCUUGUUCUCGAUAGCUCCUUCAUGCUUCGAUAGCACCGUAUAAUGUAUAUAUAAUAGCAUAUUUCGCUUUUUCCCGUCCAACGCGUGUCUCGAAGCGUUUAUGCUUGAUAUCCACUCGUCUCGGCCAACGCGCGAACGAUAGAUAAUAUUUUUAUUCGUCGACGAUAUGCAAUCGGAGAACGAAAAUUAAGGAGAUUCACGUAUGUGAUACUGGAAGGAGAAACUGGGCGCGUAUGAUUACAUGGAUCGGUGACAAAAUUUGAUUUUUUUUAUCGUAUUUGUAUUUUUGAAGAUUUUCGUUGAAGGAUCCAACCGUUGCAAAUCUUGUUUUUUUUAACACAAUAAUAUAGAUAUAUUUAAACGAACUUCAUUUCGACAACUUGUCGUAAUAAUUUGGUUUAAACGAACUUCAUUUCGACAACUUGUCGUAAUAAUUUGGUUUCAUUAAAAAAUAGUAAAAUUUUAUUUAUUCGCAUCUCGAGAAUUAAGGCGGACCGAGAUUUCUUCCGUUUUUCAGACCGAUUUGCACUUCUCGUCAGUUUGUAGUAUCGUGUAAUGUUUAUGAGGCACGUUAGAGAGAGAGUGAAAGCCAACGACCUGACGCAAUACUCACGCAUGUACGAUGUAUUACCGUAGCAAUUUCUCGCAGGUCCCUAACACCGUACUUCGUAAGGGUGUCCACGAUGGUUUCGCGAGACAAAUGAAACAUCUCGUCGCGCAGCCGCGAAUUUUUUUAAGCAUAACUCCGUAAGCCCAGUGUAAUAAUAAUCGAAUCGACUCGAUUACAAAAUGUCAAUCUAACGCAGGCUUGAGUCGCAUGAAACGCAAUCAAUGGGGAUUAUAAGUCAAUCAAAUCUAUCCGUGCAAUGUUUCGAGGCAUUUUCAAUUAAAUGUUGUUAUUGUAUCGUAUAAUGCAUCAAGUUGCAUUAUGUAUGAUAUGUAUAUUCUUUAUAAUUGGAAAGAUUAACUCAAAAUUAAAAAUAAUCUGUUUAAUUCUCGAUUUGUAAUCAUCGUGUAUGAAUUUUUAUUCUGAAACAAUCUCAUGAUGCGACGU